Eucalyptus grandis is the source of this 3061-nucleotide messenger RNA. Its product is annotated as arginine decarboxylase. The transcript has 3 exons. Bases 2 to 1960 code for a protein of 652 amino acids. Lineage: Eukaryota; Viridiplantae; Streptophyta; Magnoliopsida; Myrtales; Myrtaceae. Gene Ontology annotation, molecular function: catalytic activity. The record is from RefSeq and is a predicted model, not a curated record.
AAUGAAGGAACAACAAGAAUCUCUCUCCUCUCAUGGCGUUUCCAUCCGCCUCCUCCGCCCCGCUUCAUGCUCAAGGCCCGGCGCUGCCGUUCUCUUCUUCCUCAUCCUCUUCCGUCCUCAUCAAUGGCAGACCGACGUCUCGCGUCUCUUGCGGUCCCCGGCGCCGCCCCUCCGAGCCCGGCCUUUGCCACGGUCGCUCUCCUUCCCCACUCGCUCCACUCUUGCCGGCGUUCCUUGGUCUCCCUUCUCCUUAUCCUCUGACUCAUUGGGUUUUCCCGCAUUACUUGGAGUUCACGCGUCCGAUGUCGCCUCUUCAUUGUUGCCUAGGUGCCAAAUUGUCGCCAAGCUACAUCAAGUUGAUCCUUUUCAACACAAGGUACAGGAAAGAAGCGAGAUUGAGCCCAAGAAAACCAAAGUUAAGAUUGGGGUCGUGGAUAAUCUGGUGACGGAUGGUCCCCUUGUUUUGAGCUCUUCAAGGCUUGAGGGAAAUAGUGCUCCCCCUCCCCCUCCUCUGGUUAGUGCGUUGAAGGCUGCAGCCGAACAGAAUGUUGCGAGCUUCCAUUUUCCUGGACAUAACAGAGGCCGUGCCGCUCCAUCUUCGUUGGCUGGGGUUAUUGGCAUCGACCCUUUUCGUCAUGAUUUGCCUGAGCUUCCUGAGCUGGACAACCUCUUCUGUCCAGAGGGCCCCAUCUUAGAUGCACAGAAGCAAGCAGCUGAGCUGUUUGGAUCAUCAGAAACGUGGUUUCUUGUCGGGGGUACUACAUGUGGUAUCCACGCUGCAAUCAUGGCUACUUGUUCCCCUGGGGACACUCUCAUUCUCCCUCGAAAUUCUCAUUUGUCAGCAACCUCUGCCAUGGUGUUGUCUGGUGUGGUACCAAAAUACAUCAUGCCUGAAUAUAAUUCUGAGUGGGGCAUUGCCGGCAGCAUCGAUGUUGCACAGUUAGAGAAAGCAUUGAGUGAUUUGGAAAGUGAAGGUAGAAAAGCUGCGGCAGUUUUUGUCACUUCCCCUACUUAUGAGGGUGUAUGCAGUAACAUAUACGAGCUUUCCCAGCUGAGUCACUCUCAUGGAAUUCCGCUGAUUGUUGAUGAGGCUCAUGGUGCACAUCUUGGAUUUCAUAGUCAGCUGCCAGCUUCAGCCCUCCAGCAAGGAGCCGAUAUCUCUGUUCAGUCUACACACAAAGUUUUAUGCUCCCUCACUCAGUCAUCCAUGCUGCACAUGGCGGGGAAUAUCGUAGAUAGAGAGAGAAUAUGUAAAUGUCUUCAAACGCUUAUGAGCACCAGUCCUAGUUAUUUGCUUUUGGCAUCCUUGGAUGCUGCCAGAGCUCAGUUGAGUGAAAACCCAGGAGCCAUAUUCCACAGAUCAAUUGAUUUGGCAGUUAUGGCAAAGGAAUUGCUAGAAGAAGUGCCAGGUGUUACUCUACUCGACUCUUCAAGCUUCCCCAACUGUAGCGCCAUGGACCCUCUGCGCCUUACGGUUGGAUUCUGGCAGCUGGGUAUGUCUGGUUAUGAAGCAGAUGAGAUUCUAGAUAGGGAUCAUGGGAUUGUCUGCGAACUUGUUGGGUCCCGAUAUAUGACUUUCACUCUAAAUCUUGGAACCCACAAAGAACAUAUUCAGAGGCUAGUCUCUGGAAUAAAGCACCUAUCUGCAGCAUCAGCUGUCAAGAGCUUUGAAGGUACAGUGAAUAAUGGAGAUUUGGGUCCCUUUGUUGACAUAGAGAUGGCAAUGAGUCCUAGAGAUGCAUUCUUUAUGAGCAAAAGGAAAGCAGGCAUCGAAGAGUGUCCUGGAAAAAUCUGUGGAGAGUUGAUAUGUCCAUAUCCACCAGGCAUUCCACUACUGAUCCCUGGAGAGAUCAUUACGGAGCAAGCUUUGGACUAUUUGAAGCAAGUUAAGAAAGAUGGAACGCUGAUAACUGGAGCCUCUGAUCCUUUGCUCUCUUCAUUAAUUGUUUGCAAUAAGUAAAUUUUGAGCUUAAGUAGAAAUAGCCUCGCUUCUCUCAAUUUUAGCAAAAUUCGAGGCUGGGCGGCAAUACUCACUUCUCUAGAUUCAAGCAAUUAGUAUUGGCCUAGGGCAAGUUUCGGUGGUUGUCAGGUGCAUCAGAGUCUGCAUUUAGGACUUCAUUUUGAAGAAAUUAUCUGAAUGAAAAAUGGGGAUUCUUCUCAAGGUCCAAUUGUUGACCAGUAAAAUGCUUGAGCGAUCUCUUCUUGUCUCAUAGACAGCUUGAAGGUUCAGACAUCUGUGAAAACAGUGAGCUCCACAUUCUCCUAGGAUUUGUCAACAUAUUCUUAGUAAUUCGGUACAUUGACCAGAUGAUAUGUAUAUACAGAUUUUUCUCGAUAGAUAUUUAACAUUUUGUCCAUGCCACAGAGCUCAAGGCAGGGGUGGCCCUUCUGGUGCAUCUGAAUUCACAUUCCCUGCCAAUCCAGCAGAGAAGCUUGCCUUCAUUUUUUCCCAAUCAGUCCUCUUGCCUUUGUGCAUCGUUAUUGGCAUUGGUUGACACUUAAACAAUGUGACUCUUCCAGGUCUUGGCGUCAAUCAUAUGAAGAAAAGAAAAACAAAGAUAGCAAUUUUUUUAAGAUUCACUGGUAAGUGAAUUAUGCUAGCAGUCAAUGACUACAUACCACAUACCCUUAUCAUCGGUAUUAAAGUGCCGAGCAUUACAUUCUUUAAGAUUGCACACAUGGUUUCCUUUUAUUCUGGUGGUUGCACAUGAAAACAGCUACACCACAUGAGGAGAGACAUGCCAGCAUCUGUCUAUGAGUUAUAACUUGAUCAUAUUAACUGAAAUAUGACAGGGUAGUGAUGAUCAGUCCAGGUCCUGUCGUCUAGCGUUGGCACUUCCUAGUUCUUGAAAGGUCUUGUCCUUAAAUAUCGUCACAAGAUGUUAGUUAUGAUGGACCAUAUCAAUUGCAAUUUACAUCUCCUGUAGUAAGCCCAUUGGUAAACACACUAUAGAAGCACUCGGGUGGUGUCAUCUGAAUUUGUUGGUCCAUUUCUCUGCUUGUACUUUGUAAUAUCUCCACCGUAGUGGGAAAUUGCACUACAUGCGUUUGAAUCUGUUAA